AUGUUUUAUAACAAAUCAGUCAUCUUAUUUAUUUUAUUGAUUUGCCGAAUAAAAUAUAGCGGCUUUAAAUUCACCUCGUCAAACAGUGAGCCUACAUGUGCACUAGCAGAACCUCCAGUCGAUUUAAACACUGGUUCAUUAGAUCAACUUGUUAAUGGAAUUUUAAAAAGUCUUUUCGUUGAACAAUCUGUUAUACAACUUGAUCAAUCGACUGAAAUAUUUCCUGGUUUUGAAAUUAGUAAAAUAUCAGUCUAUGGUUUAAAUUCUAUCCAACUUUCAUGUCCAAUUAAAUUAAUUACAAGAGAUAAACUUGGAUGUUAUUAUAGAGGCUUAAUAUUGGAUACAUGUUUAGGGUUUGAAAACUUACAACUGAAUUUUUCUAUAAAAACUAUUCUACCAGGAUUUGAACAAGAAGAUCUUCAUUUAACGGUGUAUUCAAUCUCAGUGAAAAUUAUCAUGGAAUUAUUAUCAUACUCAAGGAAAACUGAGUUUUCACCAAAAUACGCCUCAUCCUCACUCUUACCAGCACCAUCAUCGUCGUCAUUGUUAUCGGCAUCGAAUCAUAUCUCAUCCAAUGUGUUACAGUCAUCAUCAAUUGGCAGAUUACUUCACUUUCGGACAAUUCGUUUAAAGUCACUCAAGCUAAAAUCACAUGAACAAUCCUAUUGGAAGUCAUUCUUUUUAUGGUUCAUUAAUUUCUUUAUUAAUUCAAUUAAGGGCUUAUUAAUAAAACGUUUAGAUCGUAUUAUUAUCAAUGUAUUGAAUGAUCAGAUAAUGGAUUUACAUUUAACACCAUUAUUUAUAUCUAAUGAUAAUAGAAUAACAUCAAUUAAUGAAGAUGUUCAAAAGUCAAUACAGACAGCAGAUUCAAACGAGAAACAGUUGGUUGUCAAAUCUAAAAGUAUGCUAGCCUCACCUAUUGUUGGCUAGUGUCUUAAAUAUUGUGUGUAUUUAGGCUGGCGGCAAAUGAAAUAAGUCUUCAAAAGACACUAGAUUGUGAGUGAACUAGUGUUUGUACAUAUUUAUUCUUAUGCAUUUGAGUAGCCUAGCUACAUAUCUCAUACAGUCAGCCUAUAUAUAUAUAUAUAUAUAUA
Trichobilharzia regenti is the source of this 1094-nucleotide messenger RNA. NCBI's taxonomy places the organism in Eukaryota, Metazoa, Platyhelminthes, Trematoda, Strigeidida, Schistosomatidae. The record is from the annotation of a GenBank genome assembly.